Messenger RNA from Rhodamnia argentea, 1458 nucleotides. Its product is annotated as UDP-glycosyltransferase 13-like. The record is from RefSeq and is a predicted model, not a curated record. Gene Ontology annotation, molecular function: UDP-glycosyltransferase activity. The transcript has a single exon. Bases 33 to 1448 code for a protein of 471 amino acids. Lineage: Eukaryota; Viridiplantae; Streptophyta; Magnoliopsida; Myrtales; Myrtaceae.
CAACGAAAUAGCAAUUUUUUUGUCCUCUCGAAAUGUCACAAACCCGGGCGCAAAAGAGCACUGUCCACGUGGCUCUAUUUCCGAGCUCCGGGAUGGGCCAUCUGACGCCGUUUCUCCGGUUGGCCGCCUCGCUCGCGGCGGAGGAGGACGUCCGGGUCACCUUCAUUGCCGCACACCCGACGGUCUCGCUCGCCGAGUCGCACGCCCUCUCCAGUUUCUUCACCAGCUUCCCUCAAGUUAUUCCCAAGCAACUGUGCCUUCUUCCCCUUAACGAGUCUUCUAGCGACACCGACGAUCCCUUCUAUCGCCAUUACGAAGCCAUCUGUGCGUCGUGCUGCCUCCUCCCUCCCCUCCUCUCGUCGGUAUCUCCGCCCCUUUCUGCUCUCAUCACGGACAUGAGCUUGCUAUCCGCAGUCCUUCCGAUCUCCCGAGCCAUCAACCUUCCGAAUUAUGUCUUCUUCACGUCGUCCGCUAGAAUGCUGACGCUCUUCAUGUCCUUCCAUCGGAUAUUCGUCGCGAAAGCCAUGCCCGGUUCUCAGGAUAACGAAGACGUCAUUGAGAUACCGUAUCAAGAACCAAUACCCGUCUCAUGGUUUCCGCCGCCCCUAUUAGAAGAAGAAGACAACUUCCUAAAGAACUCUCUCACUCAGAACGGCAAGAGCAUGAUCGACGCAGAUGGCAUUUUGAUCAACACGUUCCACGAAUUUGAGCAGGAUACGUUAACAGAGCUAAACAGCACGAAAAUGCCUCGAGGAUUGCCACCUGCAAUUGCCAUUGGGCUGCUCCCACCAGCUAACUUCGGAGAGUCGCAUUCUCAUCCGUCAGCUUGGUUGGGCGAUCAACCGGUGGGAUCGGUUAUUUACGUGAGCUUCGGCAGUAGAACAGCCAUGUCGAGGGAGCAAAUAAGAGAACUAGGAGUUGGACUGGUACGGAGCGGGGUGAGGUUCGUAUGGAUGGUGAAAAGCAAGAAAGUGGAUCAAGAAGACACAGAGGACCUGGAAGAUGUGAUCGGGCAAAAUCUGGCGAUGGCAACCUCGGGCGGGGCGGCGAACGGCAUAGCCGUGAAGCGCUGGUUGAACCAGAGCGAGAUACUAGGCCACCCGGCGAUAGGCGGGUUCCUGAGCCACUGCGGGUGGAACUCGGUCACAGAGGCCGUGUGGCACGGCGUGCCGAUGCUGGCGUGGCCACAGCACGGGGACCAGAAGAUCAACGCAAGCCUGGUGAGAAGGGCGGGGAUCGGGAUUUGGGAGGAGAGCUGGGGGUGGGGCGAGAGGGAUGCGGUGAAGGGAGUGGAAAUAGCGGAGCGGUUGGCGGAGAUGAUGAGGGACGAGUGGCUGAAAGCACGGGCGGCGACGAUGAAAGAAGCCGCCAGGGCGGCCCUUGGACUUGGAGGAUUAAAAGCACUGCUCGCCGAGAUGCGGCCAAGUGGAGCGCGCCUCGAUGGUUAAAAUCGGUAUA